This is a messenger RNA of Striga asiatica, 333 nucleotides long. Lineage: Eukaryota; Viridiplantae; Streptophyta; Magnoliopsida; Lamiales; Orobanchaceae. The record is from the annotation of a GenBank genome assembly.
AUGGAGGACGACUCAUCUUCCCAGCGAACGGCGACGAGUAUGUCCUCAAAGACUCGAAGCUCCCAGCCGCCGAAUUCCCAGAAACAAAUGAGUAGCCGCCGACCGCAAAUCUUGUAUGGCGUCCAUCCACCCGCCAACCGCCGACGGCUACGGCGUCCAUCAAGCUCACAAACGAGCAACAACUCCAUCACGAACGGAAACCCGUUGGCUCAACAGGGCCGGUCGACUGUCAAUUCAAUUUUUACAACGACAUUCCACCCUUUUGGCAAGAAGAAUCCAUACCAAGACUUGUCUGAUAAAAGAUGGCAAGAUCAUAAACUUUUCAUCAAUUGA